Hermetia illucens (black soldier fly) is the source of this 1006-nucleotide messenger RNA. RefSeq names its product glycine N-methyltransferase-like. The record is from RefSeq and is a predicted model, not a curated record. Gene Ontology annotation, biological process: regulation of gluconeogenesis; one-carbon metabolic process; protein homotetramerization. The transcript is spliced from 4 exons. The coding region runs from base 45 to 929 and encodes 294 amino acids. Gene Ontology annotation, molecular function: glycine binding; identical protein binding; S-adenosyl-L-methionine binding. Gene Ontology annotation, cellular component: cytosol. NCBI's taxonomy places the organism in Eukaryota, Metazoa, Arthropoda, Insecta, Diptera, Stratiomyidae.
AUCGUUGCGCUAGUCAGUCUGCUUUCUCCAUCGUAGCCAACAAGAUGCCAAUAGUAGAGUCAAUUUUCAAGUCAGGAACGGACGCUACUCCCUUGGAUGGAGCCUAUGACCAAUAUGCUGAUGGCAAAGCAGCGAAAAUUUGGGACAUUUUCGUUGGUGAUACAGAGGCUCGGGCCGGAAAUAUUAAGAAGUUCCUUGUAGAAGUGUUGCAAAGACAUGGCUGCAAGCGGAUACUGGAUGCUGCAGCAGGAAAUGGAGUUGAUUCUGUAAUGCUGCUGGAAGAAGGAUUCGAAGUCGUGUCUGUAGAUGGUUCGGAUCAUAUGCUUCAACAUGCGUUUAAUACCCGAUGGGAACGAAGGAAGGAGCCAGCUUUUGACAAUUGGAUUAUCAAAGUUGGAAACUGGCUAACAAUUUGUGAUGAUAUCGCACCAUACAUUGGUGAAGGAUUUGAUGCAGUCAUAUGUCUCGGAAACUCAUUUUCCCACCUGCUUGAUACUUAUGGUGAUCAAAGGGCUCACAAGCAAGCUUUUGAAAAUUUCCGGAAGUGUCUUAAGCCUGGCGGAUUACUUGUCAUCGAUCAUAGAGACUAUGAACCAAUUUUGAAGGCAGGAGACACCUCUGAGACUCAGUACCAUAACAACGUUUAUUAUAAUGCUAGUCAGAAUACCCCCAUCCGUAUUAAUACCAAAGUCCACUACGAGGGCACAAAACCAAAAAUGGUGACCAGAGACUACAUCGUGGGAGAAGGGGACAAUACUACCGAUUUACACUUUUCAUUCCAUCCGCACACAUUACCACAAUUUACCAGAAAUUUAAAGUCUGUGUUUGGAGAAAAUGCUCCACAUCAAGUGUAUGGGGACUACAAACCUUUGAGUGAAGUCUCGAAUCCAACGUAUUAUGUCCAUCUAAUUGAAAAAACUACAAACUAAGUUUAAGAAUGACAUUUUAGCUUUAAUUUUUAUCUUUAAUAAAUAAAUGUGUAUAUUUUUUACUGAUUUAAACAAAA